AUGACGCAUUCGCACAAGGGUAUCCAACAUACUAAUUACAAACUGAAACGAAGGAAAGCUAUUCGUAAAAAGGCUUUGCCCAAAUCAGGUGCACAGCCACAAUACAAACAUUCUCAGACUGUGAAGGAUCGUACUAGGAAGGAGCACACUUGGACAAAGCGUUCGUCAUGUUUUAUAUCAACAUCAAAAGUUUUAUCCAUCAUACACAACUUUCGUUUCGUCCACAAAUCGUCUUUGAGUUGUGCUAAAAAGCCUAGGGGAUGUUUCUGGAAAAAUUGCAGCAGGGCGAAGCAUGGUUCCGUAGUUGAAGACAGCGAAAGUCAAAAUGAAAUUCGGAUCAUGGAUGAGAAUCAGAUUGAAGACAAUUUCCCAAGUCGCAGUAUCAACAAAAACUAUUCUAAAAUAGAACCCACGGAUGAAUCAUGGGAAGUGAGUGCUACGCUCACUAGACGUAGUUCGUCCAUCAGAAGAUACACGGGACAACGGGUUCGGAGAACAUCAAGGAAACGCUCGAGACGGAGGUUGGCGAAAAUACGAGAAAAGACCCGGAAUAAUAUUGUUAGCGAUUCAUUGCAGUGCGAAGAAACAAUGAACGUUACACUUCGUUAUUGGAAAUCACCAGUACUACACAGCGAUGGAUCGUUGCGAUGUUGUACACAAAAGCGAAGCACGGUUCGAUCAAUCCAUAUGAACAAUAAUUAUAUAGUUGAUUUGUUGUUUAUAGAUUACAUAUUUUUCAUAAACAAUAAUGACACAAAUUACGAGGAGUUUGCACAGAUCUCCUUGGCAUGGUGGAGAAAUGCUCUCAAUCCGUUGGACAUUAUGGAGCUGCUAGUUAUCUAG
This is a messenger RNA of Paraglomus brasilianum, 843 nucleotides long. The record is from the annotation of a GenBank genome assembly. Lineage: Eukaryota; Fungi; Glomeromycota; Glomeromycetes; Paraglomerales; Paraglomeraceae.